GCUGUUUGACAGUCCCUCUUUUAUUUUCGUAAGAAAUAUCUUCUCGUCGAGAAUAAAGCUUUUUGUUGAUUGUAUUUGUUUGUUCAUUGUGUAUUCCGCAUUGAAUUGACGAUUAUUUUAGUGGUAUAUUUCUGUGCAACACAUAGUAAUGUGAAGUAAGAUGUGUAACACUAUAAAUAGAUCGAGCCGCAGUUAGUUUGAUGAAUUGUCUGUUUGUGAUGGUUGAUCAGACAUAUUGACGAAUAAUUUAGCGAAAAUGGGCAGAAGAGAGGAGCCCGCUUGGGCCAGCGGCACCGUGGGGCUGCUGGCGGCGAGGGAGCGUGGGGAAGUGAAUAGAAAGUUUCAGAAUAGGCUUACGGUGACCCGACCUAUGAUCGACAGAUUGGGACUAGAGAAGGAGCUGCACGGGCAUAUGGGAUGUGUUAAUUGCCUGGAGUGGAACCACGAUGGAUCAAUCCUGGCAUCAGCUUCUGACGAUCUUCAUGUUAUGCUGUGGGAUCCCUUUCGCUACAAAGAGCUUAUGAACAUAGCAACAGGACAUACUGGGAACAUAUUUUCUGUAAAGUUCCUAUCCCCGGACGUGAUAGCGACGUGCGCGGCGGACGGCACGGUGCGCGCGCGCAGCAUCAACUCGAACGCGCCGCUCCUGGAGUGCGUGUGUCACUGCGCAAGAGUCAAGCGCCUCGCCACCGCGCCCGACAACCCGCAUCUACUGUGGUCGGCCGGGGAAGAUGGACUUGUUUUGCAACACGACCUGCGCAUGUCACACAGCUGCAACCCGGACUCGGCCAACGUGCUGGUGAACCUACUGAACCACUUGGGCCGGUACGCCGAGGCCAAGUGUGUCGCUGUGAACCCUCGCCGCCCCUACCAGCUCGCCGUCGGAGCCAACGACUUCUACGUGCGGCUCUACGACACUAGGAUGAUCAAAUUGGCUAGAUUACAGUGCGUUGGCCCGCAGACGAGCGCGCCGGCGUCGCGCCAGAUGUGGGAGCGGCAGAACAUGCGCUGCUCGCGGGCCGGCCACGGAGACCCCGACAACAACAUCCCCCGCGCCGCCGUGCACUACUUCGCUCCCGGGCACCUCUCAAUGGAGCCGAAUGAACACACGUUCCCAAAGAAGGCCACGACGUACGUGGCGUUCAGUCACGAUGGGAACGAACUGCUCGUCAACCUCGGCUCCGAACAGAUAUACAUAUUCGACAUAAACUCAGCGCGGCGUCCGGUGUUGGUGGAGAGCUUUAUCAUCCAGCACAACCACGGGAAUCGAACCUCGGACGCCAAGCAGCCGCUGAGGAACGGUACCAACGGUACCACUCCCCCUCCUCAGCAGCCCCCGCCACAGCUACCUGACCGCGUCAGGCAACUUAAAGAGAUGGCGAACGACUUCGUGAACAAGGGCAACUACCCGACGGCGGUGGAGUUCUACAACGAGGCCAUCUCCAUGUGUCCCGACUGCGCCAUCCUCUACUCCAACCGAGCCGCCGCGCUCAUGAGGCGGGGCUGGUCAGGCGACACAUACGCUGCAAUAAAAGACUGUUACAAGGCUAUAAAGCUGGACGCGUCCCACGUGAAGUCCCACUUCCGCCUGGCGAAGGGUCUGAUGGACCUGAAGCGCGCGCGCGAGGCCCACGAGUGCCUGCUGUACUUCAAGGACAAGUUCCCCCGCCACGCCACCAGCCACGCCGUGUUCCUGCUGCAGAAGGACAUCAAUGUCGCGCUGGAGAGCAUGGAGACCACGCCUGAUGAAGCAGCCGCGGAGGCGGAGGACAGCCAGCCCACGUCCGUACUGGAGCGCCAGCUGCGGGGCGCAGCCCUGGACUACUCGCAGCGACUCCUGGGCCACUGCAACACCACCACCGACAUCAAGGAGGCCAACUUCCUCGGACCCGACGCCAACUAUAUCGCCGCUGGAUCGGACGACGGCAGCCUGUUCAUCUGGUGCCGCAAGUCGGGCAACAUCAUCCGCUGCAUGCGCGGCGACGACUCCAUCCUCAACUGCAUCCAGCUGCAUCCCUCCAUGUUCCUGCUGGCCACCAGUGGCAUCGAGACCGUUGUACGGCUCUGGAGCCCACGGCCUGAGGAUGGCAAAGAAGAGAGUCGCAUCAUCCGUGACUCCGGGUCUGCGGCGCAGGCCAACCAGCAGCGCAUGCGCAGCGACCCAUUCGAGGCCAUGCUACUCAACAUUAGCUUCGCCAGCGGGAAUGUGGACAGGGACCUGCACUCUCCCGCCUGCAGGCCUACAUAGGUAAUGAGGUAACACCACAAAAUAAAUUAUUAUUAAAAUAUUCAUAGGCGUUAUAGGAACGCGGUCGAUAAGCGCAUUGUAAUCAUCACUACGAGUCAUUUGUAAAUAGUUACUAUUAUAUACAUUAUUACAUAUAAUUAAUAAUACGGCGUUAUCAUUAUUUUCAACCUCUUUUAUUACUUUUUCAACGCGUUCUGUACUACAUACUACAGUUGCAACUUAUUUUUCUAACUAUAGACAUUUUGAACUCUGUGUCUAUGUAAUAAGAGUGAUGUUACUGGUUAUAGAUGUUAUUGAAAAACGUGAUACUAAUUGGUGUUUUAGUAGAAAUGUGUUUAUCAACUCUUGCCUUAGGCUUUUUGUAAACAAUAAUUGUACGGGCAAUGCGCACGACUAUAAAUAAAUAGUGUCCCCCCAUCUCAUUCUUCACUUGGGAUAGAGCUUAUUCUCAAAUUGACAGUAAUGGACACUAAAGUAAUUUUUGUCCAAAUAUCCUUUGUAUCUAACCGCCAUAUUCAGAGUGAUUUAAUGCUUACUUAACUUAGUCUUAAAUGUCUCUGAAUACGGCAGUUAGUUUGGCUUAUAAAAUGACGGAAUUAAUAGGUUUUAUGUCUCGACAAUAAAACUCUAAGAAAUUACUCGAAAGCUAUAGAAUCUUCCAAUUUACUAACAUUGUAAUAUAACUGUUCACUUCUCACUGUAUGGCUUUUCUGUCUCACUCUCUCUUACUUUCUUACUCUUUCGUCUUCUGGUACUUCUCUUAAUCCACCAAGUCUUCCGGAUUCCAUGUAUCAACUAAGGACCUUUCAAUAUUCUGCUAUGUUAAGUAAAUAAAUAAGAAGUAGGUUUGAUCCAAAACCGAAGCUUUGUAACGUUAAGAAAAUUGGUGUCGUGAAAUGUCGUUCCUGAGACGUACCUCUUGUAGAAAGGCUAGAUUCCAUUAUAAACUGACCUCGCAUUAAAUAGAUAUUGUAUGUUAUGACAGAUCAACAUUUAUUGGAAAUGUACCCAAAAUGCCAUCGUCAUGCAACAAAUACAUAGCAAUGGAUUAGUGCCUUUAUUUAAUAGGACCUUAGGUCUAAAUCAGUGUUUAAAUGUAUACAUAUUGCUCAAUCCAUAAAUAACACUCUAGUAUGUAGUACAAACGUCAAUAAGGUUUCUUUUCGUGUGCAAAGUAUCGAGGUGCCAAGUGGUUAUGUUUUUCUCAUCAUUUUAUAUGAUUUUUGUACCGAUGUCAAUUCUGGGGUCGCUAUAAAAAAGGGAAAAUUGUUGAAAUUUUAGUUUGUAUUAUGUUUCUAAUAAAUGGUGGCUAAGGAAGAGAUAGGAUUACGCAGAUAUUUUGUAUUUUUUAAUGUUGGAAGAGAGUAGUGAACUUAUAUUGGAAUAUAAUAUAUUUUGUCAUAGCUUUAGUUACAAGAACUGAUAUAUAAUCAUGAAGUCGUAGCCAUAAUUAUGAUUUGCUGUAUCAUAGCGUGGGUUGCGGUGCGGGCACUGUUUCCAUUGCGUCGUGACGUGACGUCCGUCACAGGCAGAUAGAUAAAUAGACGUUGCAAUGUACACUGUUGUGUAUUUCUUUCUAUUAUUUAUUGUAUUAGGUAAGUUUAUAUUUUUGUGUAUUGUCAUACACAUAAUUAUUUUUGUGGAUUCUCAUAAUUUAUUGUGUUCUUGACUGACUUGAUUGAUAUAGCUAAAUGCUAUUUUAUAAAUAUACUAAUUUGAGUAUGUAAUAAACAAGAAUCCUUCGUUUGACUUCACGAUGAUAGCAAGUCAUAGCAUUAUUUCUUACAUACAAUCGUAUGUUUUAUAAAACUUUCUGUUUGUAAUUUCAAAGUAAAACUUAUAAACGCCAAGAAACUUCAUUUCUUCAGCUAAAGUUUGCACCAAUCAACGUCUAUCUAUCAUCGCCAACACACUUCCAGUUGCUCUUUAACCAGUUAACAGUUAAUAUUAAGCAUACAUAAUAUUAUAUUACAUGUUGUAAUAAUUAAUUAAUAAAAAAAACACCAAUCAAUCUGGUCUAAUGACAUUAUAAAGAUAGUUUAUUAAAAAACCAUUUUUGUUAUAUUUACGUAAUAUAUAGGUUUUAAUAAAUUAUCUACUCGAUACCAGAUUAUUUGGUGGUUAUAUAAUAAUAAUAAUGUUUAAAAAAAUAUCGUGACGGACGGUCAUGCGCAAUGGAAACAGGGUCCUGAGCAAACAUAAAUGGAUAUCAUAGCGGUGCCGAGGGCUGUCUACUGGUAGUGAGAUACAUAGAGUAUAAUUUUAAUAAAACAAGUCAUUCAUAA
This is a messenger RNA of Spodoptera frugiperda (fall armyworm), 4533 nucleotides long. It is a transcript of the gene adp, whose product is annotated as WD and tetratricopeptide repeats protein 1. The record is from RefSeq and is a predicted model, not a curated record. The transcript is spliced from 13 exons. Lineage: Eukaryota; Metazoa; Arthropoda; Insecta; Lepidoptera; Noctuidae. Gene Ontology annotation, biological process: negative regulation of fatty acid biosynthetic process. Bases 257 to 2248 code for a protein of 663 amino acids. Gene Ontology annotation, molecular function: protein binding. Gene Ontology annotation, cellular component: cytoplasm; Cul4-RING E3 ubiquitin ligase complex.